This is a messenger RNA of Lobosporangium transversale, 1413 nucleotides long. RefSeq names its product pyridoxal phosphate-dependent transferase. NCBI's taxonomy places the organism in Eukaryota, Fungi, Mortierellomycota, Mortierellomycetes, Mortierellales, Mortierellaceae. Gene Ontology annotation, cellular component: cytosol. Gene Ontology annotation, molecular function: L-allo-threonine aldolase activity. The coding region runs from base 18 to 1307 and encodes 429 amino acids. The transcript is spliced from 2 exons. Gene Ontology annotation, biological process: glycine biosynthetic process; L-threonine catabolic process. The record is from RefSeq and is a predicted model, not a curated record.
GUCAAUUCUCAUUCCGCAUGUUCGCUUCUCACUUCAUUACUGCUGCUACUGCUGUCAGCAGGCGAACCCCUACUGCCAUAUCUACCAUUGCCAGUCUUAGACCUAUCGUAUUUUCAAAUGUAUCUCCAGUCCUUGCCUUCUCCACCCAUGCUCCUUCAAGAAUGAAGCUCAUCGCCGAUUUCCGCAGCGAUACUUUAACCCAGCCAACAGAUGAAAUGUUUGAGAUUAUGAAGAAGGCCUCACGUAGUGACGACGUGUAUGAGGUGGAUAGUUCGAUUCGAUCUCUGGAAGAAUACGUUGCCAAACUGACAGGACAUGAAGCGGGUCUCUUUUGCGUCUCUGGAACAAUGACCAACCAACUGGCAUUCCGUUCUUCACUCCUCAUGCCCCCUGCAUCCAUUCUUUGCGACACUCGAUCACACGUCUACCGAUAUGAAGUAGGAGGCCUCGCAUCCCUCUCAAACCUGACAGUUUAUCCUGCACAAGCAUUAUCCAACAACGGUCAUCACUUGACAGUCCAUGAUCUACAACGUGAAUUCAUUCAGGAUGACGGAGACAUACACAUGGCUCCUACACGCCUUAUCUCUUUAGAAAACACAUUGGAUGGGACCAUCAUGCCAUUACAAGAAAUCCAGGCCAUCCGUCAGUUCGCAACAGAAAAUAAUGUCCGUUUACACCUGGAUGGAGCUAGAAUAUGGAAUGCAGCAGUAGCAUUGGGGUGUAAUCUCAAGGACCUUACUAUGCAAUUUGACAGUGUCUCUCUGUGUUUUUCUAAGGGUCUUGGUGCACCCAUUGGUAGCAUAUUGGUUGGUAAUCAGGCUCUAAUCAAUAAGGCACGCCACUUCCGAAAGAUGCUUGGUGGAGGUUGGAGGCAGGCCGGUGGUCUUGCGGCUGUGGCUCAUUGGUGUGUCGAUCACGUGUGGCCUACCAUGAAGGAGACUCACACGCUGGCAAAGCAGUUAGCAAUAGGUUUAGAGCGAGAAGGCCGCGGUGCUAAAGUGUUCAUCCCUGUAGAGACCAACAUGGUUUUCUUAGACCUUGCUGGAUCAGGCAUCCGGUUGAGUGAGUUGAGUAGGCAAUUAGAAUCAAGAAAGGGGAUCAACAUUGGCAACAAAGAUGCUCCUGAGACCCAAACACAAGUUCGACUGGUGUUGCAUUGGCAAAUAUCUAAGCAGGCUGUGGAUGAUUUUUUGGAGGUGGUUCGGGAUUUAGCCGCAAACGCUCAGAGGACAGGAACUUCUGAUUCCCUACAGGCUGACAGACAAUCAGUUUAUGGUAGUGGAGCUAGAACAGACAAUGUAGACUAAUUUAUGUAGACUAAAUUGUACAGAUAAACGAGAAUGCAUUUGCCCGCCAACGGUCAACAAGUUUGGGAUGUGACAAACUCUGUUCAACCGCUUGACCGGCAAGGGU